AUGCCCCGCGCCGAAGCCGGCUCCCUCAAGUCGCUCAACAACAAAAUGAAAGCCAAGGGCCUCCAACGCCUGCGCUGGUACUGCCAAGUCUGCGAAAAACAGUGCCGCGACGAGAACGGGUUCAAAUGCCACACGCAGUCCGAGUCGCACGUCCGCCAGAUGCUCGUGAUCGGCGACAACGCCAAAAAGUUCAUCACAGACUACAGCACGCAGUUCCAGCGCGACUUUUUGCUGCUGCUCAGGACGAGCCACGGCGAGAAGAAGAUCAACGCGAACCACUUCUACCAGGAGUACAUCGCCAACAAGGAGCACGUGCACAUGAACGCGACGCGGUGGAUCUCGCUGAGCGAGUUUGUGAAGCACCUUGGGCGCGAGGGCGUGUGUCGGGUGGAGGAGGGGGAGAAGGGGCUGUUUGUCAGCUGGGUGGAUAGUGGUCCCGAGGCGAUGCAGCGGCAGGAGGCGAUUCAGCGGAAGGAGAGGCAGGACCGGGGCGACGAGGAGAGGGAGCAGCGCGCGAUUAGGGAGCAGGUGGAGAGGGCGAGGAGGGAUGCGGAGGUCGCGGGCAGGGACCUGGAGGGCGCGGAGGAGAGGGUGCUGAAGAGGGGGGAGGGCGAGAAGAUUAAGCUCUCGUUUGGCGCGCGGAAGGUCGAGCCGGCGGAAGCUGAGGUGAAGGACGAGCCCGAGAAGGUCACGGAGUAUACUACUGCUGCGCCGGAGACGAAGGCGGAGGCGCCCCCGCCGCAGCCGGCGAAGGUCUCGCUCAAGAUGGCGGCGAAUAAGCCGAAGAACGUCUUUGCGGCUAAAAAGAAGGACGCAAAGAAGGAGGCCAAGAAGGAGGCCACGGCAGCGCCAGAGAGGCCGAUGAGCGCUGCCGAACGCAUCAUGAGGGAGGAUAUGGCGCGCAAACGGCUCAGAGGCGGGCCGGGGCCUGAGGGGCCGAGAGAUACAAAGAGGCAGCGAGUUUAG
Messenger RNA from Morchella sextelata, 966 nucleotides. RefSeq lists its product as uncharacterized. The record is from RefSeq and is a predicted model, not a curated record. Gene Ontology annotation, cellular component: nucleus. Gene Ontology annotation, biological process: DNA replication; DNA damage response. Lineage: Eukaryota; Fungi; Ascomycota; Pezizomycetes; Pezizales; Morchellaceae. Bases 1 to 966 code for a protein of 321 amino acids. Gene Ontology annotation, molecular function: double-stranded DNA binding. The transcript has a single exon.